AUGUCGUCGAAACCAUUCCCCCCUCCUAAUGGGAUGACCUCCUUCUGGCGCUCUUCCCCGGGAUCGCUUGACAAUCACCGAUCAACGAAAGAAUUACCCUCGCAAUGCGACAUUCUUAUCAUUGGAGCCGGAUACUCUGGUGCUUCACUCGUGACACAUAUGCUAUCGCAGCCUGAGUCAAAGGACAAGUCAAUCGUUGUCUUGGAAGCCCGGCAAUUAUGCUCUGGAGCGACAGGAAGAAAUGGAGGGCAUAUUAAGCCUGAUGUUUACAACUUGUGCUCGAGAAUGGCUUCAAAGCAUGGUAUCGACGCCGGAGCAGAGAUUGCGGAGUUCGAGCUCGCCAAUGUCGAAGCUGUCAAGAACUAUGUUUUGGACAACAAGGUAGAUUGCGAUUUGAUGAUUACUCAGGCUGUCGAUGUACAGCUAUCAGAAGAGCACGAUGCGCUGCUAAAGGCUGGAUAUGAUAGGCUUAUCAAAGGUGGUGUGAGUGCGACAAAGAACGCAUUCUAUGUCGAUGGCGAAUAUGCCGAAAUAGUCUCAGGCGUGAAAGGCGCAAAGGGUGCAUUCAAGUACACGACCGGUCAUCUCUGGCCUUACAAGCUGAUCCAUCACAUGUUCGCCGAAGCUCUGGAACACAAGAACCUGAACCUUCAAACCAACACUCCCGUGACCUCAGUUUCUGCCUCCCCAGAAGCUGACGGGAGCUGGAGCGUCACUACAAGUCGCGGUGUCAUCAAAGCUCGAAAGAUCAUCAUGGCGACAAAUGCCUACACCGCCGCGCUUCUUCCCGAGUAUCACGAGAAGAUAAUCCCUUACCGUGCCAUCUGCAGCCGAAUCAUUGCUCCGAAUCCACCGCUUUUGGCAGACUCCUAUGCUAUUCGAUUCAGUCCUACGGAUUUCGACUAUCUUAUCCCUCGACCAGAUGGCAGCAUUAUUGUUGGAGGCGCUAGAUCGGCUUACUUCAGACAUACUGAGGAUUGGUACGGUAGUGUUGACGAUUCGAAGAUCAUUGAAAGAGCGAAGGAUUACUUCGAAGGGUACAUGCAGCGACACUUCCGUGGUUGGGAAAACAGCGGUGCACGUACAGAUCAAGUCUGGACUGGAAUCAUGGGCUAUUCAGCAGACGGACUUCCCCGCAUCGGCCGUGUGCCCGGGCGAAAAAAUAUGUUUAUCAUGGGCGGUUUCACCGGUCACGGAAUGCCGCAAGUCUUCCUGACCGCCAAGGGAAUUAGUCGCAUGGUCCUGGAGGAUCUAGCGUUCCCCGAGGCCGGAAUCCCAAGACUUUUUGAAGAGUCGGAAGCGAGGCUAAAGAGCGAUGAGAACUUCUUGAAGGAGAUGAUUGAUGCGCAGCCAAGCCUGGCUAAGAUGUAG
This is a messenger RNA of Fusarium odoratissimum NRRL 54006, 1371 nucleotides long. RefSeq lists its product as uncharacterized. Lineage: Eukaryota; Fungi; Ascomycota; Sordariomycetes; Hypocreales; Nectriaceae. The transcript has 4 exons. The coding region runs from base 1 to 1371 and encodes 456 amino acids. Gene Ontology annotation, molecular function: oxidoreductase activity. The record is from RefSeq and is a predicted model, not a curated record. Gene Ontology annotation, cellular component: cytoplasm.